This is a messenger RNA of Pipistrellus nathusii (Nathusius's pipistrelle), 1434 nucleotides long. Lineage: Eukaryota; Metazoa; Chordata; Mammalia; Chiroptera; Vespertilionidae. The record is from the annotation of a GenBank genome assembly.
AUGAAGAAUCUCCCUGUGCUACUGCUGCUGCUGAGUCUGGCUGUUUGCUCAGCCCUUCCACUGAAUGGAGCUGCAAGGGAUAUGGAGGACACCAUGGACCUCGUUCAGCACUACCUAGAACAUUACUACAACCUUCCAAAAGACACAAAACAGUUUGUUAGAAGGAAGGACAGUAGCCCUGUUGUUAAAAAAAUCCAAGAAAUGCAGAAGUUCAUGGGGCUGACGGUGACGGGGAAGCUGGACUCAGACACGCUGGAGAUGAUGCGCAAGCCCAGGUGCGGAAUCCCGGACGUGGGAGAGUUCAGGACCUUUCCCGGCAUGCCCAAGUGGACGAAGACUCACCUCACCUACAGGAUUGUGAAUUACACACUGGAUUUGCCAAGAGAUGCUGUUGAUUCCGCCAUUGAGAAGGCUCUGAAAGUCUGGGAGAAGGUGACUCCACUGACAUUCUCCAGGAUGUGUGAAGGAGAGGCUGACAUAAUGAUCUCUUUUGCAGUUUUAGCACAUGGAGACUUUUACUCUUUUGAUGGACCUGGGAUGGUUUUGGCUCAUGCUUUUCCACCUGGGCCACAGAGGAUUAACGGAGAUGCUCACUUUGAUGAUGAUGAACAAUGGACAAAAGACACAUCAGGGACCAAUUUAUUCCUCGUUGCUGCUCAUGAACUUGGCCAUUCCCUGGGUCUCGGGCACUCAGACAACUCUGAAGCUUUGAUGUUCCCAGUCUACAACCCACGCACCGACCUGGCCAGGUUCCGCCUUUCUCAAGAUGAUGUGAAUGGCAUUCAGUCUCUGUAUGGACCUCCCCCUGCUUCCCCUGAUGACCCUGUGGAGCCCACAAAAUCGGCAAGUCCUGAGACACCAGCCGCGUGUAACCCCACUUUGUCCUUCGACGCAGUCAGCACCCUGAGGGGAGAAGUCCUGUUCUUUAAAGACAGGCAUGUUUGGCGCAAAUCCCUAAGGACUCUGGAACCUGUAAUUUAUUCGAUCUCUUCGUUUUGGCCAUCUCUUCCUUCAGGAGUGGAUGCUGCAUAUGAAGCCACUAACAAGGAUAUUGUUUUCAUCUUUAAAGGAAAUCAGUUCUGGGCCAUCCGAGGAAUUGAGAUGCAAGCAGGUUACCCUAGAAGCAUUCACACCCUGGGUUUUCCACCAACAGUAAAAAAAAUAGACGCAGCCAUUUUUGAUAAACAAAAGAAGAAAACAUACUUCUUUGUAGAGGACAAAUACUGGAGAUUUGAUGAGAAGAAACGGUCAAUGGAUCCGGGGUUUCCCAGGCAAACGGCGAAAGACUUUCCAGGGGUUGGUCCAAAGGUUGAUGCUGUUUUUGAAGCAUUUGGGUUUUUCUAUUUCUUCGGUGGAUCCACGCAGUGGGAGUUUGACCCCAAUGCAAAGAAAGUGACACAUGUCUUGAAGAGUAACAGCUGGUUUCAUUGUUAG